UGAUUUUGGACUUUAAAUGUUGUAACUUCCUGAAGCGCUCACUAUCAGUUUCUUUAGCCUCGUAUCUCCGGUUUUAAUGAUAAAAACUAAACAGCAGCAAAGGCCGUGAUUUUUCAGACAAGAAAAAAAGGACUUUGAGAUAACAAGAGCUAUGAAUUCGUCGAACUUGACAGAAAAAGUAAAUGUCAUGUCCAAGGAAAUACCCGACAGUGUGCAUUACAUAUUUGGUGUCAUCUACAUGCUGCUUAACGUUGUCGCCACCACGGGAAACGUGGUCGUAUUGUACGUCUUCUUCAGAAGUAAGAAGCUUCAUUCAGCCAUAUACUUUAUGAUUUCCGCCCUCUGUCUCGGGGACCUACUGAUGAGUUCCGUCGGGUUGACGGUCUUAAGCAUCGCCAGUUUCGCCACCUACUGGAUUUUGGGCGAUUGGGGCUGCAUUGCUUAUGGAACACUGAUGACGUUUUUGGGACUCAUGCAGAUCACCCUUCUGACUGUGAUAGCAGUUACGCGUUAUAUAUUUGUGGUACACAACAACAAUAUUGGUCCCUGUAGUGCUAAAGUCAUCACGCUGCUGUGCACAUUGUAUGCCCUUGGCUUCUCCGUGGCACCCCUCCUAGGCUGGAGUAAAUUCGUGUUGGAGCCCAUUGGAACGUCAUGCGGUCCCAACUGGGUCGGUAUAGAAUGGAGUGACGUCAGUUUUAACAUGACGUUGUUUUUUCUCUGCUUCCUUGCGCCGCUGUCCUUCAUAUUGUUUUCGUACAUCAUGAUCUUCUGGAAAAUAAAGAAAAAGAGAAUUCAGAAAAAGAACGAUACUUAUGAGAUCCACGUGUCCACCACCAUUCUUUUUAUGAUUGUUGCAUUCCUGGGAUCGUGGACGCCGUACGCCUUCAUGGCGCUGUACAUCGUGAUCACAAAGAACAACCAGAUCCACCCACUGCUCGCUGCAUUACCCCUGGUCCUCGCCAAAUGUGCACCGAUCUGGAACCCUUACAUCUACUUCAUGCGGGACACAAAGUUCAACCAUGAGUGUCGGAAGAUGCUGCCCAUCCUGUCCAGACUCGGACUUUGGCGAGUCAAUCCCGGAAGUAGUCAGGCAGAUCACGUGAUGCAUCUGAACGACACUCUGUCCAGAAAGACAUCAACUUACGUAUAAUGGUGGUUUUUUUAAUAGGCACAUAUCGUCUAUUUAGCUUACUAGAACGCUUCUAGGCGCGACCUUAUUGAAGCCUAUGGCUAAAAAUAGAAUUUGCU
Molecule: messenger RNA, 1251 nt
Organism: Magallana angulata
Lineage: Eukaryota; Metazoa; Mollusca; Bivalvia; Ostreida; Ostreidae
Product: opsin-VA-like
Exons: 3
Coding region: 152-1153 (333 amino acids)
Biological process (GO): G protein-coupled receptor signaling pathway
Cellular component (GO): membrane
Molecular function (GO): G protein-coupled receptor activity
Source: RefSeq, a predicted model, not a curated record